AAGUAGCAAUGACAAGUGCUAAUUCCAGACUUCGUUUUCAUGUCACAUGCAAUUUUAUAGCUACUGGCCAUGAGCAGUGUCUGUUUUUUUGUCCCAAACACGGUUCUGAUGUUACACAUAAAUAAGGAGACCAUGUUGCAUAAGGACAUAUCGCGCGAAAACAUUCGCGCCCUUUCAAAGAAUUCAUUCCAAUUGCUCCUCUUCCUUCCUCUCCCCUCUUUUUUUUUGUGUUUCUUUCUUUUAUAAUCACAAUGACCACAACCAAUGACCAAACUAACGAACAACACGAUGUGGAUGAGCAGCUUAUCUAUUCGGCACAGCAAUAUGAAGAAGAAUAUGAUAAUACGACGCCAGACGCUAUUCCUCAAAUACUAGAGCUGGACUUACGUGGAGUUCGUGUCAAAUUAGAUAGAGACACUCUAGUUAGUUUACCAGAGAGCUUAUUAAUUGCCAUGUUUCCUAAUGGACUUGUGUUGGGUAGAUCUGAUCCUAAUACCGUCGACAGUGAAGAGGAAGAGCAUGUUGGCUCUGAAGACGAAGUAUUGACGACAUAUGUCGACUUUGACUCCGCAUGUUUAGAGUAUGUGUUACAGUUUUACCAAUAUGCACUGGAAACAAGAGACGAGCACGAGUUGCAAAAUGAAGGCUCUAUAUUUUCUUCUUCACCAGCCGCACAAUACUAUCCCUCCCUUUUAGAUAAACAGCCGAUCAUAGUACUUCGUGAAGAGUUAGAGUACUACUGUGUGGUAUCCAAAUCAAAAGCCAAUUUAUCUAGUAUCAAAUUGGCAUCAGGGGACUAUUUGAAGGUACAGAAUAAAGUCUUUGCUGCCCUCCAGAAGAACAUUGCUAGGGAGAAUAAUGUGGCCGAGCAGCAUUUGAUUGAUAUGCUAUGUGAUGCUGGGUUUACAAGACAAGACGUAUGGGGUCAUCGUGAAGUCGAACCCAACAGGACUUGUAUUAUUAGCAUGAGUUUAGUGUUGUUACAAACAUCAGGGCCUGAUAAUCACAUGGCGACGGCACAGAAGCUGUUAUUGUUUUGGAGAAAGCCUGCGAGAAAAUGCUGGUGGGAUGGAAAUACAGUGGAUAUUAAUGGGGAAUCGAUUAGGCUUUGGGCAAGGCGUACUUGGACUUUAGAAUUGGCAUUAAUUUAAGCCUUCUAUUUCCUUUUUCUCUUUUCGUUU
Messenger RNA from Mucor mucedo, 1181 nucleotides. RefSeq lists its product as uncharacterized. The coding region runs from base 252 to 1151 and encodes 299 amino acids. The transcript is spliced from 2 exons. NCBI's taxonomy places the organism in Eukaryota, Fungi, Mucoromycota, Mucoromycetes, Mucorales, Mucoraceae. The record is from RefSeq and is a predicted model, not a curated record.